AUGGCGCUAACUACUAGCAACAGGAAGCCCUCUCAGAUCUUCCUGGCUGGAUGUCUGGCAGGCGUCUUCACCACAGUGAUCGUGGCUCCAGGAGAGAGGAUCAAAUGUUUGCUGCAGGUGCAGGCGAGCAGCGGUCAGGCGCGGUACGCGGGUCCGGUGGACUGUGCGCUGCGGCUCUACCGGGAGCAGGGGGUCCGCGGCGUCUACAAGGGGACGCUGCUCACUCUGAUCAGAGACGUGCCUUCGAAUGGUCUCUACUUCCUCACGUAUCAGUACCUCAAACACUUCCUGACACCUGAGGGUCAAAGUGUGUCUCAGCUGAGCACUCCCAGAAUCCUCCUGGCCGGGGGCGUCGCCGGAAUAUUAAACUGGACGAUCGCUCUCCCCCCCGACGUCCUCAAGUCCAACUUCCAGACAGCUGCAGAGGGGAAGUACAGAGGUCUGGUGGACGUCCUCAGAACGCUGCUGCGUGAAGAAGGCCCUCGGGCGCUCUAUAAAGGAUUCAACCCCGUCUUCCUCCGAGCUUUCCCGGCCAACGCGGCCUGUUUCUUGGGCUUCGAAGUGGCUCUGAAGGGAUUAAACGUGAUCGCUCCCAGUUGGUGAAGUGAACCAGUUCAUGGUGAAGAGGCACCGACUGGUCCGGCUUCUCUCAGGACUCACUUCUGCUUCUCUGUACAUUUUCACCAGGUGAAAUGUGAAGAAUCUUUGUAUUCCUAAAUGUAUUUUUACAUUUAAUUUUACAAAAUAAUUUUCUAAAUGAUGAUUUAAUACUUGAAGUGUCAGCCCUGAGCCUUCAUCACUUUUUAAAACUAUUCAGAUGUUUUUAAAAGUAUGAAUCAGUGUUUGUUUCUCUGUAAAGGCACCGAGGCUUUGUUUUAUAAACUUUGUGAAUAAAGUGUUUGAAUAAAA
Limanda limanda (common dab) is the source of this 909-nucleotide messenger RNA. RefSeq names its product mitochondrial carnitine/acylcarnitine carrier protein-like. The transcript is spliced from 7 exons. The coding region runs from base 1 to 603 and encodes 200 amino acids. The record is from RefSeq and is a predicted model, not a curated record. NCBI's taxonomy places the organism in Eukaryota, Metazoa, Chordata, Actinopteri, Pleuronectiformes, Pleuronectidae. Gene Ontology annotation, molecular function: O-acyl-L-carnitine transmembrane transporter activity. Gene Ontology annotation, biological process: mitochondrial transport; carnitine transmembrane transport. Gene Ontology annotation, cellular component: mitochondrial envelope.